CAUAAAUAAUUAUUUAUUAUCUAUUUAAUAAUUCACUAUUGCAAAUUUCUUUUAAUUUAACUUUUUUGAAUUUUUGUCAAUUUUCUGAAAACAAUACCACUUUUAACUCGAGUCUCAAGUAUAUUUACAUAUUAAUAUUACAUACCUAUGUAUAUUUUUAUGUGUGAUCAACUUUACUUUUUUUGGUUGUCAUAAAAUAUGAUUAACAAAGCGUUGAACUUGAAACAAUUUAUGCUACGUCAGAAAUCUUUAAGACUGUACAGAGAAUUUUUAAAAACAAUUAAGAACAUACCAUUAGAAAGUGAUAGACAGCAAUUUUACAAUUGGGUAAAAGACGAUUUCAAAAAAAAUAAAUUUGAAACAGAUGAGUAUUCUAUAAAAACUUUACACAAAUAUGGUGAAAAGUCACUGACUGAUCUAAAACUCAACUUAGCUCUUAGUAGUCCAAAAACUUCGUGAGAACAAGGUAAAAUUAAAAAAUGGAAUUAAACACUGAUCUAAAUAGUACAUUAAAUCUUGAGGAGAUUAUUAAAUGUAUACAAAAUGGGUGUGUACCAGAAGUACCAACUGAUGAAAAUCAUUUGGCUGAUCGUGAUGAAGCGUUAUUGGCUCAUUUAGAAAUUGCAAAAUCUAUUUUAAAUAAGCUUAGCAUUUUGUUAAGUAGACUCUUAAAUAAUGAUGUAGACCUUCAAGUUAAGCUUCAGGAUAUAAUGAACCCAUGCUUAUAUUUAUGUGGUGAACAUUGCAAAUCAAAUUUACCGUGGAGUGAUGAAGAAAGUCAUACAUUAAUGAAAGUGUGCGUUGAAAAAUUGUGCAGUCUCGUGCAUUACGUAAACUUUGAAGAAUUAAUUACUCAUUUAGAUAUAUCUAAGAUAUUUUUUGGUUUGCAAUGUAAAUUAGAAAAUGCUAAUUGGAAAAAAUAUCCGGCUGCUGUUGAAUGUUUUUUAUGGAUAUUGAAAUGUUUAAAAAUGCCACAUUUAAAUUCUGUAUUAUACCUCGUGAUGCCAUUACCAUUAAAUAUGUUUGAUGAUUACCAAGAUUCAAGUAUACUUACCGCUUUAGAUGCUUUUCAACAUAUCAUUGAUAAUACACCAUCUGUUGAAUUAGCAAUGAGUGGCUAUGACAUUGUUUUAUUGAAGUCAUUAGAAACUGGUCUGCGUUCAUUUGAAUAUCAACUAAUACCUAAUUUAAUGAAAUGCCUUUUAUCGCUGAUUUCAAAGAUGCAAAUGAAACAUUUGAAUAAUAAAAAUUCUUUAGAAUGGACAAAGUUUGAUGAUGUUAUGAAUAUUUUAUUGCCACGAAUGGAACUAGAACGUAAACAUGAACCAAUUGUAUGUUAUGCCUCAAUUUUUCCGCUUGUUUUGGAAUCCGCUGGACUUUCUUGCAUUCGUUGGUCGGAACGUUUGAUACCAUUAUUUACAGAAUAUAUUAUGAACAGUCAAUCUACUUUUUCCACAGUGAAGGCGAUUGAAGUAUUUAUUCAACAAACGUGGCCAAGACAAUGUACACAUUGGAAUGUGUUACUAGUAAUAUUGAUCAAAGCUCUAUACAGUGAAGAUAAAAAUUCUGUACAGCCUAAUAAAGAAAAUAUUUUAGCAAUUAUAGAAUGUAUUAAAACAUUAGAAGCAGCAAGACCUGAAUGUAUCCGUAACGUUUUGAAUAAAUUAAAAGAAUGUAAAGAAUUUCAAUCAAAAAUUAUAUUUAAAAAAUAUUUAGAGAUGUUAUAGCUCAAUAGUUGUUAGUUUAAAUAUAGUAAUAUUUUUAGAUUGUAA
This is a messenger RNA of Rhopalosiphum padi (bird cherry-oat aphid), 1772 nucleotides long. RefSeq names its product TELO2-interacting protein 2-like. The coding region runs from base 480 to 1727 and encodes 415 amino acids. The transcript is spliced from 8 exons. Lineage: Eukaryota; Metazoa; Arthropoda; Insecta; Hemiptera; Aphididae. The record is from RefSeq and is a predicted model, not a curated record.